CGGGAAAGAAAUUAUGAACAUCACAAGAACUCACAAACGGACAUAUCAACGGUUGGCUCAGAACGAUUUUGAAACCAACCAGGAGCUAGUAACGGGCGGAAGUAGCGAUUCUGAACCGGGCGAGUACGCUGACAGUGACGAUCCGGAGGCGGCACUAACCACAGGCCGCAGAUGGUUGCGGACGGCGCAAGGUGUCAUCGUAGACGUUGAUCCGUUGCGUGCUGGUGGUAAGGCGAACAUGAAAGCAGAUAUGUAUAAGGAACUCGUCAGCUCAGGCAAACGGAACCUUCGGCGGUACCUUCUGCUCGGUACGGUUGCCGUCAUUCUUACCGUAGUUGCCGUCGCACUCGUCGUCAUCCUUACGGCCAGCAACGAUGAAGAAAGUGGUCCCGAAACGGCUCCGAUCAUUCGGGAAGGAGAACCGAUCACACUGGAAGAUUUCCUGCAGGGUCGCUUAUCAGCCAGUGGAUUUACCGGCACCUGGACCGCUAAUGGGAAGAUCAUCUUCCGCGAUGAUUUCGGCUCGGUAAUGGUGUACGAUCCGGAGCAGAACGACACGAAAGUACUGCUCGGGGUGGCAAACGAAGAGCAGCUGCAGGGCUUCAAGUUUGAUCUCUCACCCGAUGGGAAGUAUCUGCUGGUAGCGCGCGGUUAUAGUAAAAUCUUCCGGCACAGUUACCUGGCGCUCUACGAUAUUGUGGAUAUGACGACCAAGCAAGUCUUUCCGAUAACAGUGGGCGGACAACGGCGUGCCCUAAACCUCGUCGAAUGGAGCCCCGUAAAUCACUCGUUCGUGUUUGUCUACCAGAACAAUCUGUUCUACCGGGAAACGCCAUCAUCGGAAGAAAUUCAGAUCACAACCGACGGUAGCCCAAGCGUCUACAACGGUAUCCCGGAUUGGGUUUACGAAGAGGAGGUGUUCUCCAACAACAUUGCCACAUGGUUUUCGCCCGACGCUGACCGUAUCGCGUUCAUUCGCUUCAACGACACGGAAACACCGCUGAUGAAGAUCCCCAUCUACGGACCACCGGGCAAUCCGGACUAUCAGUAUCCGCGGGAGCUUUCGCUCCACUACCCGAAGGUAGGAACUAAAAAUCCUGAGGUUCACCUCUUCCAGUACGAUCUGCGCACUCGCAAGCUGCAGGAGAUUGAGCCACCGGUGGAAUUGGUCAAUCAGAACCGUGAUCAUAUCAUAACGAGCGUUGGCUGGACGAAGGAACGGCUCGUAACGAUCUGGAAGAACCGGGUGCAGAACCAUGCGAUUAUACGUUCCUGCACACCGGAUGUAGUGCCCGGUACACCCCAGUGUAUGACGGUGCACGAGAUCAAUCAGAUCGGUGGAUGGUUGGAUCUGUUCAGUGCACCGGUGUUUAAUGGUGCCGGCACACAGUUCCUCAUCAUUUCCUCUGCGAUGCAGGGUAGUGCUGGUGGCUACAAGCAUGUGACGAUGGUCUCCACUACGGAACGUAAGGCUGUACCCUUGACGAAGGGUAUGUUCGUAGUGCAGGACAUUCUUCGCUGGGAUGCGGCGAGUAAUAUGAUCUUCUACACGGCCAACACGGCCGAAGAGUCGCACGUGCUGCAUGUGUACGCGAUGGAUGGUGGAGAAGCGGAACCGGUCCCUCAGUGUUUGACGUGCGACGUGGAGGUUGGUGCGAAGCAGAGCUUCUUCAAUGCGCAGAUGAGUCCGAACGGUGGCAACUAUUUGGUACUGGAAGCGCGUGGCCCCAACGUACCCUGGACGCAUGUGUACCAGUGGAGUGUGGCCGAUAAGGCCGUACAAUUGAAGCUGAUGAAGAUUUGGGAAUCGAACGACUAUCUUCAGCGAGCCCUUAAGGGAAAAGCCAUUCCACGAGUAGAAAUACACGAGCUUACGCUCGACAAUGGAUUUAUGGCGAAGGCUAUGCUGUUGAUCCCACCGGGGACGAACACAUCCAGCAGUGCUGUCAAGCAUCCAAUGCUGGUGGAUGUAUACGGUGGUCCAAAUUCGGCAAAUGUCGUCGGCACUUGGUCGAUCGGUUGGGGAACGCAUCUUGCUUCGAACCGUUCGGUAGUGUACGCCAAGAUUGAUGGUCGCGGUAGUGGACUGCGGGGUGAUAGGCUUCUGUACCAGAUCUACCGCAAGCUCGGUACGGUGGAGGUACAGGAUCAGAUUGAGGGUGCGAAAAAACUGUCGGAAAAACUACCCUUCAUUGAUCCCGAACGGAUUGCUAUCUGGGGCUGGAGCUACGGUGGUUACGCAUCAGCAAUGGCACUCGCGCAGGAUACGAAGCACGUGUUCCAGUGUGCCGUCUCGGUGGCACCCGUUACCGAUUGGCUGUUUUACGAUUCAAUCUACACGGAACGUUACAUGGGAUUGCCGUCGGUGGCCGAUAAUCGGUACGGUUACGAAACAUCUCGACUAACUGCACUGCACGAAAGAUUCCGUAACCGGACGUACCUGCUGGUACACGGUACGUACGAUGAUAACGUACACUUUCAGCAAGCGAUGCAACUGUCCCGGGCCCUCGAAACGCACGACAUUAUGUUCAAGCAGGUGAGCUACCCGGAUGAAGACCACAGUCUGGCGGGUGUACGGCCCCAUCUUUAUCACACGCUUGGUAAAUUCUUCACCGAGUGCUUAAAGCUAGACUGAAGCGGAAAGACAGCAGCAGCAGGAGCGUAUUGAGUAUUGUGUUCGCAUUCCACAACAAUCCUUGCGGGCUCACCCUUAACUCCUCUACAAUCUUCUUACUGG
Messenger RNA from Anopheles maculipalpis, 2737 nucleotides. RefSeq names its product venom dipeptidyl peptidase 4 (gene ome). The transcript is spliced from 5 exons. The coding region runs from base 14 to 2635 and encodes 873 amino acids. Gene Ontology annotation, molecular function: serine-type peptidase activity; dipeptidyl-peptidase activity. Gene Ontology annotation, biological process: proteolysis. Lineage: Eukaryota; Metazoa; Arthropoda; Insecta; Diptera; Culicidae. The record is from RefSeq and is a predicted model, not a curated record.